Labrus bergylta (ballan wrasse) is the source of this 1616-nucleotide messenger RNA. NCBI's taxonomy places the organism in Eukaryota, Metazoa, Chordata, Actinopteri, Labriformes, Labridae. The record is from RefSeq and is a predicted model, not a curated record.
AGUUCAACAAGUGUCAUCCAGCUCCAGUCCAACCGCAGCAACCUUAACAAAGAAGGACAGAGCACUUAUUCCUAGAAACAAAAAAAAACAACCAUCCCUGGACUGCAUCCAUAGUCUGUUUUAUCCGCAGAAUAAUAAUAAACUAAUAACUUGUUUAGACUUCAGAGGAAGGAGAACAAGGCUUCACCUUUAAAGAUGCUGUGCGCCUUUUCCGUCUGAAUUUUGUAAAGUAAGAAACAAGAGGAGGCUUUUGCUUACAAACUCUUCACGUUAGCGGCAAGACAUUGGAGACAGUUUGUAUGAUGGCUGGGUGUUGUAUCUCUGCGGAGGACAAGGAGAACCAGAGGAUCAACGAGGAGAUCGAGAAGCAGCUGCGGAGAGACAAGAAGGAUUCCCGCAGGGAGCUGAAGCUGCUGCUGUUAGGUACUGGAGAGAGCGGAAAGAGUACCUUCAUCAAACAGAUGAGGAUCAUCCACGGAGGAGGAUACACAGAUGAGGACAAGAGGAGCUACGCCAAACUGGUCUACCAGAACAUCUACACAUCCAUGCAGGCCAUGGUCCGAGCCAUGGAGGCACUUGAAAUAGCCUUUGAAGAACCCAACAACCAGAGCAAUGCAAGCUCCGUCCUGGAGGUGGAGGUGGAUAAGGUGGAGGAGAUGGAUCAAAGCCUGGCAGCAGCAGUGGGGAGUCUGUGGAACGACAAAGGGAUACAGGAGUGCUACGAGCGACGCAGAGAGUACCAGCUGUCGGAUUCCACCAAAUACUAUCUUACUGACCUGGAACGAAUUGCACAACCAUCUUACAUACCUGACCUGCAGGACAUCCUCAGAGUCCGAGUGCCGACCACGGGUAUCAUCGAAUACCCGUUUGACAUGGAGAACGUCAUCUUCAGGAUGGUGGAUGUGGGGGGUCAGAGGUCAGAGAGGAGGAAGUGGAUCCACUGCUUCGAGAACGUCACCUCCAUCAUCUUCCUGGUGGCGCUCAGCGAGUACGACCAGGUCCUGGCCGAGUGUGACAACGAGAACCGUAUGGAGGAGAGCAAAGCCCUGUUCAAAACCAUCAUAACUUACCCGUGGUUCCAGCGCUCCUCCGUCAUACUUUUCCUCAACAAGACCGACAUCCUCAAGGAGAAGAUUGUGCACUCUCAUUUAUCCAGUUACUUCCCAGAGUUCACUGGACCUCAGCAGGAUCCCACAGCAGCUCAAGAAUUCAUCCUGAAAAUGUACCAAGAACAAAACCCGGACAAAGACAAGACGCUGUACCCUCACUUCACCUGCGCCACGGACACAGAAAACAUCCGCUUCGUCUUCGUGGCCGUCAAAGACACCAUCCUCAGACACAACCUGAAGGAGUUCAACCUGGUGUGAAGAGGGAGCAACAUAGAACAAUUAGAUUUUUACUCAGUUCUUUAUUCUUGUAGCAGUUAACAGAUUAUUUAGCUCAGUGGUUGAACAUUUUAAUAUUCUGUGCUGUAAAAAAUCUGGUUGAAGACAAAAUGUGCCUGUUACUAAACUGCUGUCUGUGAAUGGUUUGUUAUUAGUUUCCAUUUCAGCCUAUGUAGAUGCAAGAAGAGGAGGCUUUGAAAUAUAGACUGGAGUAUGAAACGUUUUAUUAUU